Messenger RNA from Bombina bombina (fire-bellied toad), 2363 nucleotides. It is a transcript of the gene AQP3, whose product is annotated as aquaporin 3 (Gill blood group). Bases 138 to 1019 code for a protein of 293 amino acids. Gene Ontology annotation, molecular function: urea transmembrane transporter activity; water channel activity; glycerol channel activity. The transcript is spliced from 6 exons. Lineage: Eukaryota; Metazoa; Chordata; Amphibia; Anura; Bombinatoridae. Gene Ontology annotation, biological process: water transport; glycerol transmembrane transport. Gene Ontology annotation, cellular component: plasma membrane; basolateral plasma membrane. The record is from RefSeq and is a predicted model, not a curated record.
GGUUUCUCCCAAGCAUGGGAUGGGAGGUGUCUGUGUGUGUACAUUUAUAAGCACAAGAACAUCUUUACUAAUAGCAGCUGACACUGGCCAGUGAUCACUUCUCUUCUGACAGAGGCAAUACACAACAGCCGGCUACCAUGGGACGACAGAAGGAUUUUGUGAAUAAGUGCUGUGAGAUGCUACGUAUCAGGAACAAGCUGUUAAGACAAGCUUUAGCGGAGUGCCUGGGGACACUCAUUCUUGUGAUGUUUGGCUGUGGCUCCGUUGCUCAAGUGGUUCUCAGCAAAGGCUCCCAUGGACAAUUCUUAACAGUCAAUCUGGCAUUUGGGUUUGCUGUCAUGUUGGGUAUUCUAAUAGCUGGGCAGGUAUCAGGUGGACAUCUUAAUCCAGCCGUGACGUUUGCUUUGUGCAUCAUGGCAAGAGAACCAUGGAUAAAAUUUCCCAUAUACACAAUCGCUCAAACCCUAGGCGCAUUCCUGGGAGCGGGGAUUGUUUACGGCUUGUAUUAUGAUGCCAUCUGGUUUUUUGCAAAUGACCAGCUCUAUGUGAUGGGCCCCAAUGGAACCGCCGGCAUCUUUGCAACAUUCCCAACAGAGCACCUGACACUUAUGAAUGGCUUCUUUGAUCAGUUUAUUGGCACAGCAGCUUUGGUAGUGUGUGUUUUAGCCAUUGUGGAUCCUUACAAUAACCCCAUUCCUCGCGGGCUGGAAGCUUUCACGGUGGGAUUUGUAGUCCUGGUAAUUGGUCUGUCUAUGGGCUUCAACUCUGGAUAUGCUGUCAACCCUGCCAGAGAUUUCGGACCUCGUCUGUUCACUGCUCUUGCUGGUUGGGGUACAGAGGUAUUCUGGGCUGGCAGUAAUUGGUGGUGGGUGCCUAUCGUCUCACCCUUGUUGGGGGCAUUUGCAGGAGUCCUGGUCUAUCAGCUGAUGAUUGGAUGCCACAUUGAGCCUCCUCCUCAAUCUUCUGAUCAAGAAAACGUCAAGUUGGCCAAUGUCAAACAGCAUAAAGAUAGAAUCUAAAGCACUUGCUGUAAGGGGACUCUGAGAAUUUCAAAAUGGCAACAGAAACUGAACAAGCUGGUCAAGGAACAGCCAAUACACUCCAUGAGUUAUAAUAUAGCUUUGUUGUGUGUUAUUAGUUGCUUCGCGCAUGUGCGGAUAGGUCUUCCUUUUACAAUUCUGUGUACAUAAAAGAAAAAAACGUAUGGACUAUGGCAGCACAAGUGCUUCGAUUAAUUGUGUCUUAAAACCAGUUUGAUGUUUUCUGCACCUUCACAGCCGAUGUCUUUUAGUUUCAGUCCCACAAGUGCUGGUGACUUUGCUUAUUAAAUAAUGCAGUUUUUGGUUCCAGCAAUUUUUUGGGGGGGCUUAGAAUGAAUCAAUAUUUUGUUAGCUUUUUUCCUUGUGGUUUAUGCACUUAUGUACGAACAUAGUUUCAUAGGUGGACUUUUUUAAAAGAAAAGUUAAUUCUCAUAUUGAGUAUUGCUGUUGGAAAGGUGAUCAAUUAUACUGCACCAAGAGAAAAUACGAGUGGUUUGCAAGCCAGGGUGGAAAAAAUUUCAUAGGAAAAGUACUGAAAUUUCAGAAUUCAAAAAAGCCUAUAAGUGUUUCACUGUGUUCUUUAAAAGCCCUGCAUCUCAUCAAUAAAAUAAGCUUACAGCUCUAUAUGUUCGCAAGAAUAUAUUAAAGAAAUAAAAUACAUAUUUAUAUGCAAUGUAGGUUUCAACAGUAACACCAAAUAUUUCAGGUAACUAGUUGGCAAAACCUUCAAGUCAAGUCUGGGACAUUAAACCCAAAUUUUUUCUUUCAUGAUUUAGAUAGAGAAUACCAUUUUAAACAACUUUCUAAUUUACUUCAAUUAUCUAAUUUGCUUCAUUUUCUUGAUAUUCUUUCCUGAAAAGCAUAUCUAGAUAGGCUCAGUAGCUUCUGAUUGGUGGCUGCACAUAGAUGCCUCAUGUGAUUGGCUCACCAAUGUGCAUCGCUAUUUCUUUAACAAAGAAUAUCUAAAGAUUGCAGCACAUUAGAUAAUAGAAGUAAAUUGGAAUGCUGUUUAAAAUUGUAUUCUCUAGAAAAUUUUUGGGUUUAAUGGCCCUUUAAGUUUUUGCAAUGGCACAUAUAACGAUCACAUAUACUAUAUAUAUCAAAAUGAAUAAAAUGUUAAUGUAAAAUUUAUAAAGAGAAACCUAAGAAAAUAUUGAUUUUAAAUAAAUUAAGCGUCAAGAAUGAAUGCUUUCUGGAAGGUCCUUUUUAAUUUGAGAUGUUUUUACAAUAUUUGACACUUUGUAUAUGCUCUUAAUUACUAUUGCUUGUUAUAUGAAUUUAAAGUAUUUUAUUUGACAAUAAAAACAAGAUUGUAAUAGACAA